Chanos chanos (milkfish) is the source of this 1463-nucleotide messenger RNA. It is a transcript of the gene hyal2a, whose product is annotated as hyaluronidase 2a. Gene Ontology annotation, cellular component: cytoplasmic vesicle. Bases 31 to 1455 code for a protein of 474 amino acids. The transcript has 3 exons. Gene Ontology annotation, molecular function: hyaluronoglucuronidase activity; hyalurononglucosaminidase activity. Lineage: Eukaryota; Metazoa; Chordata; Actinopteri; Gonorynchiformes; Chanidae. The record is from RefSeq and is a predicted model, not a curated record. Gene Ontology annotation, biological process: hyaluronan catabolic process; carbohydrate metabolic process.
AGCCAGAGGUGUGAAUGUACAACACAAACCAUGGCAAACUGGUUCGUGCUUAACUGGGGAGCAUGGUUUCUACUGGUUUCACUGGUCUGGGACCACUUUACAUUCGGUUAUGAUCUGAAGCCUACGAUAUGGCCUUUGUAUUCCCAGAAGCCUUUGCUUCUGGCGUGGAACGCCCCCACAGAGGACUGUGGUCCCCGGCACGGCGUCCAUUUCCAAUUGGACCAGUUCCAGAUCGUGGCUUCCCCCAACGAGGGCUUUGUGCGACAGAACCUCACGAUAUUUUACAAGGACCGCUUGGGCCUGUACCCUUACUUUGAAAGUGACGGCACUGCCGUGAACGGAGGGCUCCCUCAGAUAGCCAGCCUCACGCACCACCUGGAGAAAGUCCCGGCAGGCAUCGAGCGGUACAUCCGGAAUCCGGCCGUCCGAGGCCUGGCCGUCAUCGACUGGGAGGAGUGGCGGCCGCUGUGGAUCCGUAACUGGGACGUCAAAGACGUUUACAGGGAGCAGUCGCGCAGGCUGGUCGCUCAGAAAAACCCCAAAUGGGUUCAGACUCGGGUCGGCAAAGUGGCCCAGCAGGAGUUUGAGAUGUCUGCGCGUAAGUUCAUGCUGGAGACGUUAAAACUGGCCAAGAGCCUCCGUCCUCACCAGCUCUGGGGCUUCUACCUCUUCCCCGACUGCUACAACCACGACUACCGUAACAGCCUGGAGAGCUACACGGGCCGCUGCCCCGACGUGGAGGAGGCGCGAAACGACCAGCUCAGCUGGCUGUGGACGGAGAGCACGGCCCUCUACCCCUCCGUCUACAUGGGCUCCAUCCUUCGCUCCACGCCCUUCGCUCGGCAGUUCGUCCGUAACCGGGUGAAGGAGGGCAUGCGCCUGGCGUCCAGCGGAGACGGGUUGGCGCGGCCCGUCUUCGUCUACGCGCGGCCGACCUACGCUAACGAGCUGGGGCUCCUCACCGAGACUGACCUCGUCUCCUCCAUUGGUGAGAGUGUGGCUCUGGGAGCUGCCGGCAUCAUUCUGUGGGGAGAUGCAAGUUAUGCUGGCAGUAAUGCCAGCUGUUUCAGUCUGAACCAGUACUUACAGGGUCCUCUGGGUCACUACCUCCUCAACGUUUCCACGGCAGCGGAGCAGUGCAGUCGUACGCUGUGCCACUGGAGGGGGCGUUGUCUGCGCAGACGCCCAGACACGGACACAUACUUACACCUGAACCCCGUCACGCAGAGUAUAGUGAGGGACAGAGGGAGGCUGAGCGUGCGUGGACAGCCGGGGCCUGAGGACGAGACUCGUCUGAGAGGAGAGUUUCAGUGCCAGUGUUACAGCGGCUAUCAGGGCGAGGGCUGUGCCCAGAUAGACCCACUACAGCAACACGGAGGAGCCUCAUCCCACACCGGACUGGACUCUCUCUGUCUGCUCCUCCUGCUACUGCUCACUCUACUCAGUCAGGUUUAACGGUCGCA